Molecule: messenger RNA, 2087 nt
Organism: Fundulus heteroclitus (mummichog)
Lineage: Eukaryota; Metazoa; Chordata; Actinopteri; Cyprinodontiformes; Fundulidae
Gene: cdc23
Product: CDC23 (cell division cycle 23, yeast, homolog)
Exons: 16
Coding region: 29-1753 (574 amino acids)
Biological process (GO): cell division
Cellular component (GO): anaphase-promoting complex
Molecular function (GO): protein binding
Source: RefSeq, a predicted model, not a curated record
CGCCAAUCACCAGCUCGCUUGGUGAAAUAUGAAAAUGGCGGCUCUGUGUAGUGAGUUCGGAGAUCUGGCACAAAUCAAAAAGCAACUCAUAUCUGUCAUCUCGUUGUGUAAAGAAAGAGGACUUCUGCACAGCGCGAAGUGGGCUUCUGAAUUGGCGUUCGCUUUGGAUCCUCUCCCCAAGGAUGAGUUACCCCCAGCGCCACCUUUCACCGAGGAAGACGCUCAAGACCUGGACGCGCUCACACUGGCCAAAUCCUACUUUGACCUGAAGGAGUACGACCGCGCCGCUUACUUUCUAAAAGGCUGCUGCAGUCAGAAGGCUUAUUUCCUCUACAUGUAUUCUCGCUAUCUGUCUGGUGAGAAAAAGAAGGACGAUGAGACAGUGGACAGCUUGGGUCCUCUGGAGAAGGGUCAGGUGCGCAACGAAGCUUUGCGAGAGCUGAGAGUCGAGCUCAGCAGGAAGCAUUGCGCGAGAGAGCUGGACGGCUUCACUCUAUAUUUGUAUGGGGUAGUUUUACGAAAGCUCGACCUGCUGAAGGAGGCCGUGGAGGUGUUUGUGGAGGCAAUUCAAGUGCUUCCUCUUCACUGGGGUGCAUGGCUCGAGCUCAGCAACCUCAUCACCAAUAUCGAAAUGCUGAAGUCCCUGUCUCUCCCCGACUGCUGGAUUAAAGACUUCUUCAUGGCGCACAUGUACACCGAGCUCCAGAUGAUCAAAGAGGCGUUGCAGAAGUACCAAAACCUCAUCGAGGCCGGCUUCUCCAAGAGCACCUACAUCAUCUCGCAGAUCGCCGUGGCCUACCACAACAUCAGAGAUAUCGACCAAGCUUUGGCGCUGUUCAACCAGCUGAGGGAGCAGGAUCCGUAUCGCAUCGACAACAUGGACACCUUCUCUAAUCUGCUGUAUGUCAAAAGUAUGAAACCUGAAUUAAGUUAUCUGGCCCACAACCUGGUGGAGAUCGAUAAGUACAGAGUGGAGACAUGCUGUGUUAUCGGAAACUACUACAGCUUGCGCUCCCAGCAUGAGAAAGCAGCUCUAUACUUCCAGCGAGCCCUGAAACUGAACCCCCGUUGUCUCGGAGCCUGGACCCUCAUGGGCCACGAGUACAUGGAAAUGAAGAACACGUCGGCCGCCAUCCAGGCCUACAGGCACGCAAUAGAAGUGAACAAGCGGGAUUAUCGGGCCUGGUAUGGGUUAGGUCAGACGUACGAGAUCCUCAAGAUGCCUUUUUACUGUUUGUAUUAUUACCGGAAGGCUCACCAGCUCAGACCCAACGACUCGCGCAUGUUGGUCGCGCUGGGCGAAAGCUACGAAAAACUAUCACAGCAAGUUGAGGCCAAGAAGUGCUACUGGAGGGCUUAUUCGGUCGGCGAUGUGGAGAAAAUGGCUCUACUCAAACUGGCAAAGCUCCACGAGCAGCUGAACGAGUCCGACGAUGCUGCCCAGUGUUACAUGCUUUACAUUCAAGACAUUUUCUCUUGUGGGGAACAACUGGAGCACGCUGAGGUGAGCACAGCUCUGCGGUACCUGGGUCAGUACUAUUUCAAGAACAAGCUCUACGACGAGGCCUCCCUCUGCGCUCAGCGCUGCUGCGACUACAACGACGCACGAGAAGAAGGCAAGGCUCUGCUGAGGCAGAUCUCGCAGGUCAGAGAUCAAGUGGAGACGCCUUCGGCAGAUCUGUUUGCUCCGCUCUCGAACAACACGCCCGUCCGGAGGGUGUCUCCUCUGAACCUCAUCUCCUUCACGCCGUGACAUUCACCGGACUGAAAACGGACAAUAUGACGACAGACGCUUGCCAGACUAUGGGGGGAAAACAUGAACAAUAAACUUGAUUUGUUUGUAUUUCAACCUGGAUUGUUUUUGUCCACUCACAGUGGUGUGAAAGGGUCUUUGCCCCCCCCUCCCUUCCUGAUUUCUUACUGUUUUGCACGUUUUGUCAGAACAAAUUGAAAUAUUAGUCGGACAAGUAAAAAUGAAAUGCAGUUUUAAAUGUGUUUUUAUAGUUAAAGAGAAAAAGAAAAUCCAAACCAGCAUGGCCUUGUGUGAUAAAGUGAUUGCCCCCUUAUUAAAACAUAACUCUGGUUCA